Molecule: messenger RNA, 1563 nt
Organism: Pestalotiopsis fici W106-1
Lineage: Eukaryota; Fungi; Ascomycota; Sordariomycetes; Amphisphaeriales; Sporocadaceae
Product: RING finger protein
Exons: 2
Coding region: 1-1563 (520 amino acids)
Biological process (GO): positive regulation of proteasomal ubiquitin-dependent protein catabolic process; protein polyubiquitination; ubiquitin-dependent protein catabolic process
Cellular component (GO): cytoplasm; ubiquitin ligase complex
Molecular function (GO): ubiquitin protein ligase activity; zinc ion binding; ubiquitin conjugating enzyme binding
Source: RefSeq, a predicted model, not a curated record
AUGGACUCUGACGAGGACCUGGCCUCGACUCUGGGCAGCGAGGAGGAUUUCAAUCUUCAGGACGAUAGCGAUGAUGCCGAAGACUUUGACGCCUUUGACGAAGACCCCGAUGACGAACCCGACAAUGGCUCUGUCAAGGAGUCCAAGAAGAGAGUUGCCUACGAUAUCAGCUUCAAGGUUCACACGCCGGACGACAUCAUGGCCCAACAGCGUGAUAUGAUGGACGAGGUCAACAUGAUUCUCGAGAUGCAACCCGAAGACGCCGCAAUUCUUCUUCGAUACUUUCAGUGGAACAAGGAGCGCUUGAUUGAGGAUUACAUGGACAAUGGCGCCAAGGUCCUCGAGGCCGCUGGUCUCAGGUCGACAAGCGAGAACCUGCCGAAACUCGAGACCCUUCCCGACUUCAUGUGCGAGAUAUGCUGCGAUGACGACGACGGCCUUCAGUCUUUUGCUUUGAAAUGCGGCCACAGAUUCUGCGUCGACUGCUAUCGUCAGUAUUUGACACAAAAGAUCCGCGAAGAGGGCGAGGCUGCCAGAAUCCAAUGUCCCUCACAAGGCUGUUCACGAAUUAUCGACGCUCGGUCACUCGACAUACUCGUAACACCCGAUUUGGCCGGUCGAUAUCAGGAGCUGCUCAAUCGUACCUACGUGGAAGACAAAGAUAUCCUGAAGUGGUGCCCCGCACCUGAUUGUGAGAACGCCGUUGAAUGUGCUGUCAAGAAGAAGGACCUGGACAAGGUUGUCCCGACGGUGGCUUGCGACUGUGGCCAUCGGUUCUGCUUUGGCUGCAUAUUGAACGACCACCAGCCAGCACCAUGUGAGCUCGUCAAGCAGUGGUUGAAGAAGUGCGCCGAUGACAGCGAAACAGCCAACUGGAUCUCGGCAAACACAAAAGAAUGUCCUCGCUGCAAUUCAACCAUUGAAAAGAACGGCGGCUGUAACCACAUGACCUGCAGGAAGUGCAAGCAUGAGUUCUGCUGGAUGUGCAUGGGCCUAUGGUCAGAACACGGUACCAGCUGGUACAACUGUAGUCGGUUCGACGAGAAGAGUGGUACCGACGCCAGAGAUGCCCAGGCGCAGUCGAGGAAGUCACUUGAGCGCUACUUACACUACUACAAUCGCUACGCCAACCAUGAGCAGUCUGCCCGGCUUGACAAAGAUAUAUACGUAAAGACGGAAAAGAAGAUGGUUCAGCUGCAGACAGCAUCUGGCAUGUCGUGGAUUGAAGUCCAAUACCUCAACUCUGCUUCGCAGGCACUCCAGACCUGCCGACAGACGCUCAAGUGGACAUAUGCAUUUGCCUUCUAUCUUGCUCGUAACAACCUGACAGAGAUUUUCGAAGACAACCAGAAAGAUUUAGAAAUGGCAGUUGAGAACCUGUCCGAGAUGUUUGAGAAACCCGUCGCCGACCUGGCAGACCCCAAAUUAAAGGUAGUCAUCAUGGACAAGACGGCAUAUUGCAACAAGCGCCGUGUUAUCUUGUUGGAGGACACUGCCGAGAAUCUGGCAAAUGGUCGCUGGACGUUCAAUCUGGAUUUGAAGCCCACAGGUGCUCGCAAAUAG